UACGAGCAGCUGAGUAAACAUGGCGUCUGUCUUUGGAGGUGCUGAUUCCAUGUAGCAGUCUGUUAGCGGUGUCUCUGUCGCACCAGCGUCCCGAACACAGUGACGAGCUGGAGGCGACGCAUGAAGGCAUGAAGCGGAGACGGACAGGAGCGCGUAACUGAUGCUGCUUUUCUUGCCUCUCUCUGUGCAGAGUAUGAAUGGUCUGAUGCCUCCCGGACCUCCUGAUUGGCGCAAGAUAAUUGCUUUUGUUAACAGAGACUCUGAUUUGUGUUGCUGUCGAGGUGUUUCCUUUUAUUUUUUACUGACAAAUAUCAUGGCUGUUGUUUGAUAGACUCUCUUCUGCAGUGGUGCAGCAGCAUUUUGGGCCCACUCUGCUCUGGGACCCCCUUUUACAUUUCUAAUUUUUGUGUGUGGACCUUCUUCAUCUCUGGACCCUUAGAAUCUCCAGCUCUUUUAACCUCACAAACAAUUGUGCAGCAGGAUGGUCCAUCCGACUGCACUACAUGUGGUAGCCCUCCACCACUGUGCUCCUACAGAUGGUUCAUGACUGUUAGUCGUCCUGCACUGUGCGUUGUGUCUCUCAUGCCUUGCUCACCAACACCACUAUGAUAGGCUCACCUGACGUGGUGGCGUUCACUAAAGAGGACGAAUAUGGGCAGACAACUCCCGACCCCUGGUCUCUCCCUGAGGAGUUCUCUGUUCCUCUCCAUCCACUGGCCGACUCAAACCCCUGGGCCAAGACGUCCUACGCCAAGUUCACCAAAGACUUCAUCCUCAUCUCUGAGUUCUCUGAGCAGGUGGGCCCUCAGCCUCUCCUCACCAUCCCAGACGAGCCCAAAGUCUGCGGCACCUUCGAUCUCAACUACUUCUCCCUGCGCAUCAUGUCGGUGGACUACCAGGCCUCUUUUGUGGGACAUCCACCCGGCACUGGCUACCCUAGGCUCAGUUUUGUGGAGGACUCGAGGGUGGUGCUGGGUGACUCAAAGGAGGGGGCGUUCGCCUACGUCCAUCACCUUACCCUUUACGACCUGGAGGCGAGGGGCUUCGUGCGACCCUUCUGUAUGGCGUACGUGUCGGCAGACGAAAGGAAAAUCAUGCUGCAGUUUCAGGAGCUGUCUCUCCGCUUCUCACAGGCCUCUGAGUGUCUGAAGGCUGGGAACAGGAGAGCGUUUGCCAAGGAACUCCAGAGGAAGCUCCGAGACCUGGAGUACACUCACUCCGUGCUGCAGCGGGAGGAGGGCCUGCAGAGAGAGGCGGGGCCUCAGUGCAUGUACUCCGCUCACGCUGUAGAGAAGGCCAACGAGCUGGCAAACGUGGAAAAGAGCAUCUAUGAACACAGAGACCUGCUGAGACAGAUCAGCUCCUACCAUCACCGUCCACGCAGAGACCCUCAAGCUGUCAGCUGCCAGAAGUGUGUCACCGAAUGCUUGAGUGAGUGUGAGCAGCUGCUGGAAAAAUACGCCAAGCUCGCCAAACCCUUCAGUUACACCGACACACGGGAGAAGAGGGAGGAAGGGCAGGGUCAGGUUGACGAUAAAGGAGGUGGUGGAGAAGCAGACGAAGAGGAAGACGAGGGCGUGAAGCGCAGGCCGUCCUACACGCCGCAGUUGAUCAAAGCUAAGUCUGCAAAGUGCUUUGACAAGCGCCUGAAGACUCUGCAGGAGCUGUGUGAGGUUUCUUUCUACGAGGCCACCGUGGCGCUCUUGAAGGAGACGGAGAGGAGUUUCCGGGGCGACCUGUGUUACCUGUACACACGCCGCCUGGACAGGGCGCUGCGCAGGAAACAGAGAGUUACCAACUUCCUGUUUGAGGAGGACCUUGGAGAUGAUGAUGAGGAUGAAGGGGGAACACUAAGACCAUUCUGUGCUGUGAACCAUGCUGUAGAUAACUUAACAUUCUUAAAUCCACCUCCUAUUGUGCUAGGACCAGAACCUCUAGAGCUUGAUGCUCUGGAGGUUCCAGAUCCUCUAGACCCAGCCUCUGAGACCAGCCACACUCAGGAGAGUGAGCUUGGGCUUGUGGAGAGCCAUCUGGAGUCCUCCCCCUCAGACCAGACCCUGGAGACCCAGGGGAGCUCGGAGGAGACCAAAGGAAGCUUUAGCAGCGAUAAGAGCGGGACGGGUCCAGCAGAGAGGCAACAGAAUCCGGCUUGUAUGAAGUCAGAAGCCCCUGAUCCUGAUUCUGACUUGACCCCUGACCCUGACCAUAACACUGACCUGGAUAGGGAGAGCAGCAGUGAAGAGAUGGAGACUACUGCUGGGGAGGAUGAGGGAGACGGGACACCGGUGUCCUUGCUGGAGGUGGUGUCUGAGCUGGAGGCCAGCAGAGAGGACGAGUGUGAUGGAGUAACUGAUGGGGCUUGUGAGAGGCAGUCUGACUUGUUGGUUCCUCUGGACACAGCGUGCUGUAUGUCCCAAGAUGGUUUCCUUUACGAGGCUUCUGCCCCAGAGGUGGUGCCUCGUCUUGGCCAAAGCUCCCACCAACAGCCCUGUGAACCUCCGGUGGUCAACCAGGAGCCCCAGGCCCUGCUCCAUCUCCAGGACGACUACGCGGUGGGUUCUCCAGGCUCAGAGAGCCCUGCGGCUGGGCUGGAGCUGCCCGUGGGGCUCCUUGGGGAUGCAGUGUCCAGAACCUCAGUGGAGGAUGGAUCUGACUGUACCAUGAGUGCUUCUAUGGGGUCUGAUCGGGGUGCCUCCCCUCUGGGCUAUGGGGGGGUUGUGACCCUGCGUCAGAGGAAGAAGGCGGGACAGGGAGCCUUGAGGUUCGUGCGACAGUACCCCUUCGCCUUGCAAGCUCUGUGGUGUCUGCUGAGCGGCAGAACCCUGGUGGUGCUCGGGGCGGAUGAGGGUAUAGUCCGCCGACUGGUUGCCGCUCUGGCCCUCUUUGUGCCUAAUCCUGGGAAGUGUGGAGAGAGGGUUCAGGCCUGGCUGUCCUGCCCCUUCACCCUUACCGACCUGCAGAGGUGGAAACUCGUUGGAUUGCAAAGAGUAGCGUCCCCUGUGGGUUCGAGCAUGCUUUACUCGCUGUCCAGAUACAGCCGCUACAUCUCCAUCCUGGAUGCCGACCAGAAGACCUUGCGCUGUCCGCCGUAUCGAGGUCAACUCCUCGCCAACAUAGCCGACCACCGCACCUACAUCCGCCGUGGCUCCACCUACUUCCUUCACUUACAGAGCACACUCUGUCACCUGGCAGCCAGGGCCUUCCUGUUCACCUUCACCCACCACCUCCACCUGCCGGUCAGCUCCACGGAGGGGCCCGAGGUCGUGGAGGGCCGACGCCUCUGCUUCCUGCAGGAGCAACUGGGGCUUGGAGAGGAGGACAGCCAAAUACUGCUCUACCUCAGCCAGCUCAUCACUCAGCAGUACCUACAGCCGGCCAGCGGGAGCAGAGCAGCACCGACCUGUUUUAGUUUUAACUACACCACCAGCGUUUUAUACAAAAUCUGAUAUCAUUUUGGGACGAGGAUUCCCACAUACGUUUUAGUAAAAAUCAUGUUUUUUAAUGGACCAAAGGCGAUCUUAAAAGGUCCACGGCCAUUUUAGUUUUAGGACAAACUUCUGCUGUUGUUUUAUCUGUGUAAUCUCUCUCCGCCUUGCUGUCUUCUUCUCCGUGCUUUCUCUUUCCUCUGUGUGCAGGAAAAAGGAGUCUGAGUGAGUUGGGAAUGUUACUGAGUGGUUCACUUUGCCUCUAUUUGGUCCAGAGCACGUUGACACUCACAAACACAAAUAACAGAGCAGACGAAGGUCGCCUCUACUUAUUGUCCUAUGAGUCAUUUGUGUGUGUCGCUUGCGCUGGCUUGUUUAAGGUCAGUCACCACCCCUCUCCUCACCCACACACACACACACACACACACACACACACACACACACACACACACACACACACACACACACACACACACACACACACACACUCAAUCCAACAUGGCUGUUUGUCUGUGAAAUCCUAGCUCUGUGAUAACACCUACCAAUCACUGAGCAGUUUGUCAGCUAUGAUAUCAUCUCAGCUAUGUAUAAACAUGUUUUUCAAACCGCCUCACAUAUGCUGACAUUUUCUGCCUGUGGAGAGCAGACGUCUCUCUGAAUCUGUCCGUGAAACCUUCUCAGCACUGCGCAGGCUUGUUACAGCUGGUUUUGUGACAUGCCUCCUUCUCUCUUUGAGAACUAUCACAUAACUUUCAAAGGCCAAAAACCUUUCUGAAUCCUAUCUUUUUUCUUUUAAUAUUUAUUUUGUGAAUCAAUUUUAACUCACUUUCCUGCAGUAAUCUCUAUCACGUUGUUGGAUUGAUGCUCAGUAGAUUUGACUUUUGAGAGCAUGGAGUAAACAUUCCCAACCUUUCAGGUUGCGAUGCAUGAAGAAGUGUGUUUGCUGUGUGAAUUAUGGAUCCAGUCGGCCCCACGUGAUAUUUGCAUGUCCAGAAAUAACAUCACCGCAAUACAUACUCACCCAUGUUGGGCCAGCGGCAGCCAAAACCUGUCACUAUAAUGUGCUGGUGAGCAUUUUAUCGAUAUUACUCACAAGCUCCGGUACAUUUUAAAGCUACUUAACCUAAAUGUAUUGAAUUUCACUGUUGUCUUAAAGUUGUGUGAGGGUGUUGUGGUGUCAGCAUGAGACUGUCUUGUGCCAGGGUGAAUCGCCAUAGUGAUAAUAUUUCUGUCUUGUUGUGUAUUUGGGUGAAUUCGGAGAAGAUUGGAGAGUUUCACAGUUUGGAGAUCUUUUAAGUUCUGUCUCAUGGGCCAGUGAAACAACACUGAACAAGCGUCUCUGAUAGUAUUUUUGAUUUUACUGUUCCUAAUUCUGUGGCGUCAGUGAUGGAGCUGUAAUUUCUGUAUCUAGAAUGGUAACUGUACUUGUGAAAGCAUGGUACGAAUUUUAAUGUGAAAGGUCAAACAAUGUGGGACCAUGGCUACGAACAAGACACUUUUUUUUUUUAAUGGCAUACGCUUUUAACUAACAGCAAGGUCACAUUUUUAAUUCCACCUAAUGUAUUAUUUCAGUUAUUUCUAUUUUGUCAGAGGUUGUUAUUAUUUUGGAACUGCUUGAAUAACACAUUUUACUGCUGAAUUGUUACUUUUUUUUUAAGAAAGAUUUCUGUCCCUCUAAUGCAAAAAGGUGAAUGUAAUCUGAAUAAGCCAUACCACAGUGUGCUUAACACGUCGUCACUCAGUGUCCUUAUGUUGCCAUAUCAUGCCCACCUUUUGUAUCCCAUCACGAGGGAGUGUCGUGCUCACUUCGGCCCUGUGAGGCGUCGCUGUUGCCAGUGAUUUUAAUGAAGCACGUUGUGAAUGUCUUGAUGCUUUUAUGUAAAUGUUGACGAUAUUCAUUUAUUCCAUUAAA
This is a messenger RNA of Anoplopoma fimbria (sablefish), 5337 nucleotides long. RefSeq names its product Smith-Magenis syndrome chromosome region, candidate 8a (gene smcr8a). The coding region runs from base 606 to 3446 and encodes 946 amino acids. NCBI's taxonomy places the organism in Eukaryota, Metazoa, Chordata, Actinopteri, Perciformes, Anoplopomatidae. The record is from RefSeq and is a predicted model, not a curated record. Gene Ontology annotation, cellular component: guanyl-nucleotide exchange factor complex. The transcript has 3 exons. Gene Ontology annotation, molecular function: GTPase activator activity.